AUGGGGGAUUUUAAUGCUCAGCAUCAGGCGUGGGGCUAUUGUACCAAUACCAAGAAGGGUAGAGACAUAUGGGACGCGGCAACGGAGGAAGAUCUUACGCUGAUAACCAAUAAAGACUUCCCAACCAGGAGAGGGAACUCGGUGUGCCGAGAUACGACUCCGGAUCUUACUUUUGUCAAGAACCUGGAAAACGUCAAGUGGACCAACACAGCCAUGGACCUCGACAGCGAUCAUUGCAUCAUCGAAGCGGUGAUAAAGGCUGCCUAUUCCAAUCCCGACCACCACGUUUUGCUGCGCGCAGGUGUGGAGCGACUGGUGCGCCACCUGCGCAAGCACGGCGUGCCCAUGGCGAUCGCCACCAGCUCGAAGCCGACCUCGUUCGAGCUGAAGACGACGAAGCACCGCGAACUGGUCUCCCUCUUCCACCACGUCGUCAUGUCGGGCAGCAACCCUGAAGUGAAGCACGGAAAGCCGCACCCGGACGUCUUCCUGGUCGCCGCCUCGAAGUUCGACGAGAAGCCGCCCCCCGAGAAGGUUCUGGUGUUCGAAGACGCGCCGAAGGGCGUCACCGCCGCCCUCGCCGCCGGUAUGCAGGUCAUCAUGAUACCCGACGCUCGCAUGGACGAAGAGAACCGGCGUCGCGCAACGCUAUGCAUCGCCUCGCUCCUCGACUUCAAGCCCGAGCAGUUCGGACUGCCGCCCUUCGAGGACGGCACCGAGGACGGCCUCGAGGACGGACCCAAGAAGAAGAAGGAGUGAGGCGGAAAGACGGGAGGCGAGUGGCUCGGCCCACUGCGUUAACCGUCUCGACUACAAGCCGGCGUUGCCGCACGCCUUUCCGUCACUGCCGCGGCGCGCAGAUGACCGUGUCGCGCUUAGCGCGCCCUUCCUCAUCUCCAACGAACGGAGAGUUCACCGGCGUUCGGCAAGCCCCCAGGUGGUAAUUUUCGCGUCUCGUGGUGUCUCGCGAGAUUUCCUCGUUGCGCAGAACCAGCCUAGGGCUCCUAGUAGGGCAGCGCGGACGCAUGAGCUGAAGCCUCUUAGUGUGUAAAAGUACUUGUGUACAUUUAUGUUUCAUGUAUAGCGACACCGGCCGUGCUUGGCAAAAUGCUCGCCCGAACAGUAACUUACGAGAAUCCUCAACUGUUGACGUCGUAAACCGCUUAUAUUUUGUACGGGUGGCGUAGAUUGUGUAUGUGUACGUACGCGCCUCGCUUCAAGUCUUACUCGGUUCCACGAGAACAUUCCGAAAUCAACCAUGCCUACCUUCCUUGUCACGCAUCUGUUUACGUCUGUUGUGUGCGAUAUUCGCGUUUGUUCUUAGUGCUAGGGGAGAUACGAAGGGCUGAUUUUAAUUACAAGCGAAUGUUCACUUA
This is a messenger RNA of Dermacentor andersoni, 1376 nucleotides long. RefSeq names its product pseudouridine-5'-phosphatase-like. The record is from RefSeq and is a predicted model, not a curated record. Gene Ontology annotation, molecular function: phosphatase activity. NCBI's taxonomy places the organism in Eukaryota, Metazoa, Arthropoda, Arachnida, Ixodida, Ixodidae.